AUGUCUUCUACCAGCGAAUCUACGAUGCCUGACAGCCGACAACCUCGCAAAGAGGAAGUUGACAGGGCCGAUGAUCAAAUCUCAGGACCUGGCGGUCUUGGCGAGCCAGACGCUGGGGUCCCUCCAUCCGCAUUUUCAUCUACCUUCCAAGAGGUCCUUUUUAUCUUUGUCAUUGGCCUAUCACAGCUGUUCUCUGUUGGUGGUCUCGGGAAUACAUCUUUUUCGGUGCAACAAAUUGGACACUCCCUGCAUGCGACAAGCAAUGGUCAAAUGUCCUGGUUCCUAGCGUCAUACUCUCUCUGCGGCGGUGUUUUCGUUCUAGUGACCGGACGACUAGGCGAUCACUUCGGCCACAAAUAUGUCUUCCUUUUCGGUUGGAUGUGGAUGGCCCUAUGGUCGCUCAUGAGUGGCUUCGCCAAAGAUGUGAUCCUCUUCGACGUUGCUCGCGGCAUGACGGGCAUCGGCAACGGGGCACUGGUCCCCAACUCCUUCGCCCUCCUCGCACGUGCCUUCCCCCCGCUGUCAGUCAAGAAGAACAUUGCCUUUGCCUUCCUCGGGUUCUGCGCACCAUCGGGCUACAUAUUUGGAGGCAUCAUCGGCGCUGCCUUUGCCGAGAAAGUCACCUGGCGAUGGGGAUAUUGGUUCUGGGCAAUUGGCUGCCUCGUCCUGGGCGCAGUGACCUAUUUCAUCGUGCCCCACCGCGUGGGCGCGCCCAUCCCCGGCCUUAGCCUCAAGCGAUUCGACUACCUCGGAUCCUUUCUCGGCGUCUCGGGGCUGAUCCUCCUCUCCUUCGCCUGGAACCAAGCCUCCGUGGUAGGCUGGCAAGAGCCCUACGUCUACGCGCUCCUGAUUGUCGGAAUCCUCCUGAUCGUCGCCUUCGCCAUCUCGCAGUCCCACGUCCCGGCCCCCGUCCUCCCCAACACCCUCUGGACCCGCAAGGGCUUCUCCCCGGUUGUGACAGCCAUGGCAUUCGGCUGGAUGUCCUUCGGCAUUUUCCUGUACUACACGACAAUCUACAUCCUCACGAUCCACCAAGCGCAGCCACUCACGGCAGUCGCGCAGAUGGUCCCGCUCGUGAUUGGGGGGCUGUUCGCGACGGCCUCCGUCGGGCUCUUCAUCACCAAAGUCCCGGCGCAGUACAUCUUCGGCGUCUCCAUGUUCUCCUUCCUGGUCGGCAACCUGCUCAUGAGCUUUGUGUCGUACUCCCCCGUCUACUGGGCCUUCAUCUUCCCCGCCUGUUUGCUGGUGGUGGGCGGACCGGACCUCUCCUUCGCCUCGUCGGGAAUCCUCAUCUCCAAUGCGGUUCUGCCGGAGGAGCAGGGCGUCGCUGGCUCUUUCAUUUCGACGGUCGUCCAGUACUCCAUCUCCAUCGGGUUAGGGAUCGCCGCGACGGUGGAGGCGCAUGUCAACCGCGGGGGCGAGGAUGUGGUUCGCGGGUACCGCGGGGCGCUUUGGCUUGGGGUCGGGUUCGCGGCGGUCGGGUUUGUGAUUGUGGUUCUGUUUGUUCGGGAUAACCGGUUUGAUGCGACGGAGAAGAAUGGGAAGGUUGAUGCGAGCAGCACGGAUAGCGCUGAGAUGCCAGUUGACUAG
This is a messenger RNA of Aspergillus japonicus CBS 114.51, 1590 nucleotides long. RefSeq lists its product as uncharacterized. Gene Ontology annotation, cellular component: membrane. Gene Ontology annotation, biological process: transmembrane transport. The transcript has a single exon. The record is from RefSeq and is a predicted model, not a curated record. Bases 1 to 1590 code for a protein of 529 amino acids. Lineage: Eukaryota; Fungi; Ascomycota; Eurotiomycetes; Eurotiales; Aspergillaceae. Gene Ontology annotation, molecular function: transmembrane transporter activity.